CCCACAUUACUGUUGACCCCCUAUCCAAUUUUGCAGUUUUACCAAUUUCCUUUCUCCAUUGGAUCCAACUUAAGAAAACAUCCAAAAUCCGAAACUUCAAACUCGUCAAGACUCAAGCUUGAAUAAACAACAGGAAAAAGAAGAAAGAAAGCCAAGUUAGCGCUGCUUGGAAACUGAGUUCCGAAAUUCAUUCUCGUAGAUAUAUUAUUAUCAUACGGAAUUUCAAGCAAUUCUGUUAUCUGAGAGAGGAAGGGAGCAAUGGAUCCCGACUCGGUGAAAUCAACUCUUUCUACGUUGGCAUUUGGAAAUGUCAUUGCCGCGGCAGCUCGCGACUAUCAAAAGGAAUUGCUAUCAAAUGACAAGGCAGCGACUUCAAGUUAUGCUAACGAAGUGGUUGAUCUUGAUGAGUUAAUGGAUGAUCCUGAGUUGGAAAAGUUGCAUGCUGAUAGGAUUGCUUCUCUCCGGAAAGAAGCUGAGAAGAGACAAGAAUUGAAAAAGAAAGGGCAUGGAGAGUAUAGAGAGAUUACUGAAGGAGAUUUUUUGGGUGAAGUUACUGGCAGUGAAAAAACAAUUUGUCACUUCUCCCAUCGGGAGUUUUACCGUUGCAAGAUAAUGGAUAAGCAUUUGAAGUCACUUGCACCUAAGCAUUUUGAUACUAAGUUCCUUAAAUUGGAUGCAGAGAAUGCUCCCUUUUUUGUUACAAAGCUAGGGAUCAAAACUCUCCCAUGUGUCAUCUUUUUCAGGAAUGGAAUUGCUACAGAUAGGCUGGUUGGGUUUCAGGAGUUGGGAGGAAAGGACGAUUUCUCCACAAAAACACUGGAGGCCUUUUUGUUAAAAAAAGGAAUGAUUAAGGAGAACAAACAAGACGAUGAUGAGAGAGAUGAUGAAAAUCAACGCAGGUCAGUAAGGUCAUCUGUCAAUCCUGAUUCAGAUUCAGACUGAUUAAUUGAAGGUCAAAAGCCCAUUGUCAUAAUGCCAGGAACUUAGUAAUGUUUUGUGAUCAUAUCUUCGAGAGAAGCUGUACAACCAGCAUUAUUCCUUGUUUUAAAAGUAAAAGUAAUGAUAAUAAAAACAUAUUUUCCUUUUGUAAUAUUGUGUAUUUGUGGAGGGAUUGAAAUGUGGAUAGUUUAGUAAACUAUUUACUGCUGCGGAGUACAUUUAUGAGUGAUACACUAGCAUGGUGUGUUGUGUACUUCAGUAGCAUAUACUUUGGUAGUUUUCCUCUUCUUUUAAAUUGAAGCAUCUCUUAACUAAAUUAGUGUUUGGC
Molecule: messenger RNA, 1267 nt
Organism: Cuscuta epithymum
Lineage: Eukaryota; Viridiplantae; Streptophyta; Magnoliopsida; Solanales; Convolvulaceae
Source: the annotation of a GenBank genome assembly